Neogale vison (American mink) is the source of this 4213-nucleotide messenger RNA. It is a transcript of the gene FZD1, whose product is annotated as frizzled class receptor 1. Gene Ontology annotation, molecular function: Wnt receptor activity; Wnt-protein binding. Lineage: Eukaryota; Metazoa; Chordata; Mammalia; Carnivora; Mustelidae. Gene Ontology annotation, biological process: non-canonical Wnt signaling pathway; canonical Wnt signaling pathway. Gene Ontology annotation, cellular component: plasma membrane. The record is from RefSeq and is a predicted model, not a curated record. Bases 434 to 2377 code for a protein of 647 amino acids. The transcript has a single exon.
AGAGAGGAGAGCGAGCGAGUUGAGGGAUUGACACAAAUGGUCAGGCGGCGGCGGCGGAGAAGGAGGCGGAGGCGCAGGGGGGAGUCGAGGCCACUGGGCUGCGGAGAGUUGCGCGCUCUACCGGGCCGCGGCCACUAGCGCUGCGCGGCCAGCCGGGAACAAGCGAGCCGAGGGCCAGGAAGGCGGGACGCGACCCCGGCGCGCCGGAGCCACCCGGGCUCUCCCCGCCGCCCACGCUUCAUGAAUCGCAAGUUUCCGCGGCGGCGGCGGCUGCGGGACGCGGAUCGGGAACCGGGGGAGCGGGCUGAGCGCGGCUCAGACUCGACGGAGGGCACCGGCACGGAAGAGAUCUCUCUGGCCGCAGGGGGAGCCUCUGCCGGCUGCGCCACUGCCAGCCCCAGCCGGGCGGCGCCAAGAAAGGAGCCGAGAAAGUAUGGCUGAAGAGGAGGCGCCUAAGAAGUCCCGGGCCGCCCGCGGCCGCGCGAGCUGGGAACUUUAUGCCGGGGCAUUCCCGGCUGGACGGGUGGCGGAGGGGAGCGGCGACGCGGGAAGCCGGCGCCGCCGCCGUCCCCCAGCUGACUCUGGACGCUUGGCGCGCCGGCUCUUGCUUCUGCUUUGGCUGCUGGAGGCUCCGCUGUUACUGGGGGUCCGGGGGCAGGCGGUGGGCCAAGGGCCCGGGCCGGGGCAGCAGCCACCCCCGCCGCCGCCUCAGCAGCAGCAGAGCGGGCAACAGUACAACGGCGAGAGGGGCAUCUCCAUCCCGGACCACGGCUACUGCCAGCCCAUCUCCAUCCCGCUGUGCACGGACAUUGCGUACAACCAGACCAUCAUGCCCAACCUUUUGGGCCACACGAACCAAGAGGAUGCGGGCCUCGAGGUACACCAGUUCUACCCCUUGGUGAAGGUGCAGUGCUCCGCGGAACUCAAAUUCUUUCUUUGCUCCAUGUACGCGCCCGUGUGCACGGUGCUGGAGCAGGCUCUGCCGCCCUGCCGCUCCCUGUGUGAGCGCGCGCGCCAGGGCUGCGAGGCGCUCAUGAACAAGUUCGGCUUCCAGUGGCCGGACACGCUCAAGUGUGAGAAGUUCCCGGUGCACGGCGCCGGCGAGCUGUGCGUGGGCCAGAACACGUCGGACAAGGGCACCCCGACGCCCUCGUUGCUGCCGGAGUUCUGGACCAGCAACCCUCAGCACGGCAGCGGGGGUCACCGUGGCGGCGGCUUUCCGGGGGGCGCUGGCGCGUCGGAGCGAGGCAAGUUUUCGUGCCCGCGCGCCCUCAAGGUGCCCUCCUACCUCAACUACCACUUCCUGGGGGAGAAAGACUGCGGUGCGCCCUGUGAACCGACCAAGGUGUACGGGCUCAUGUACUUUGGGCCCGAGGAGCUGCGCUUCUCGCGCACCUGGAUCGGCAUCUGGUCAGUGCUGUGCUGCGCCUCCACGCUCUUCACGGUACUUACGUAUCUGGUGGACAUGCGGCGCUUCAGCUAUCCGGAGCGGCCCAUCAUCUUCUUGUCUGGCUGCUACACGGCAGUGGCCGUAGCCUACAUCGCCGGCUUCCUGCUGGAGGACCGAGUGGUGUGUAACGACAAGUUCUCCGAGGAUGGGGCGCGCACAGUGGCGCAGGGCACCAAGAAGGAGGGCUGCACCAUCCUCUUCAUGAUGCUCUACUUCUUUAGCAUGGCCAGCUCCAUCUGGUGGGUGAUUCUGUCGCUCACCUGGUUCCUGGCAGCGGGGAUGAAGUGGGGUCACGAAGCCAUUGAGGCUAACUCUCAGUAUUUUCACCUGGCCGCCUGGGCCGUGCCGGCCAUCAAGACCAUCACCAUCCUGGCGCUGGGCCAGGUGGAUGGCGAUGUGCUGAGCGGGGUGUGCUUCGUGGGGCUCAACAAUGUGGACGCGCUGCGCGGCUUCGUGCUGGCGCCGCUCUUCGUGUACUUGUUCAUCGGUACGUCUUUCCUGCUGGCCGGCUUCGUGUCCCUCUUCCGCAUUCGUACCAUCAUGAAGCACGACGGCACCAAGACCGAAAAGCUGGAGAAGCUCAUGGUGCGCAUCGGCGUUUUCAGCGUGCUUUACACGGUGCCAGCCACUAUCGUCAUCGCCUGCUACUUCUACGAGCAGGCCUUCCGGGACCAGUGGGAGCGCAGCUGGGUGGCCCAGAGUUGCAAGAGCUAUGCCAUCCCCUGCCCCCACCUCCAGGGGGGUGGAGGCGCCCCGCCGCACCCGCCCAUGAGCCCAGACUUCACAGUCUUCAUGAUCAAGUACCUUAUGACGCUGAUCGUGGGCAUCACGUCAGGCUUCUGGAUCUGGUCCGGCAAGACCCUCAACUCCUGGAGGAAGUUCUAUACCAGGCUCACCAACAGCAAACAGGGAGAAACCACCGUCUGAGACCCGGGGACUCAGCCCAUUCCCAGUCGUCGGCUUCGUCCUAGCCACCCCUGUAAAGCUGGCCCCGUGGAAACCUUGCCAAACCUGGCUACUUGAGGUUUCCUCACUAGCCAUUCACUUUUCGCAGGCUCCUUUUAACAACGCAGCUCCUGCAAAAGCUUCCGUCCCUGGGGGCAAACGGACUGGAGGGCCCAACUACAGCAGGGGGGACGGACAGACCUCUCUCGUUCUCACACUCUGGUACCAGGACUGUACGCUUUUAUGAUUGUAAAUAGCCUGUGUAAGAUUUUUGUAAGUAUAUUUGUAUUUAAAUGACCGAUCACGCGUUUUUCUUUUUCUUUCUCCCCCUCCCUUUUUGGUUUUGUUUAAAUUUUAAUUAAUUAGGGCUGUUUAACCUUUUGAGGCUUUCUCCUUCUUUCCCUUUUCCAAGUACUGCAGAGGUAAAACAGGAGCUCGAGGUGCUCUCGCUGUUAUGGCGCGCCCCUCCCUGCAGCGGUCGGGUGCGUCUGGGGCUGAGCGGCCCAGGUUACUUUCCACCUCCUCUUUCUGCUCCCCGCUUUCCCUUCGGUGUUUGGCGUCAGGGCUCUUUAGAUAGAGAACUCCAGGGGGGUAGGCCUUUGCCCAUCCCAGGUGUGCUCUUGUUGGGGGAGGGGGCAGAUUGUGAAGGCCUUGUCCCUUUGACUAUCCGAAACUGAAUUUUUCCACUGUGGAGAACCUUCCCCCUAGCUUCAAGGAGGCCCACUAGAUACGGGCUAUGGCACUCCCAGCCUCCCUUCCCACUGGCCUCCAAACGCCGAGGCACUCUCUUCUUCCACCUAAGUUGCUUAGAGGGUGAGUGGGAUGACCAGUGCCAAACUUUUUCAAGUCUUAAUUUUUGGUGGAUGAGCUCAUUUCAUUCUCUAGUGUCUAAAACCUGGUAUGGGUUUGGCCCGCAUCACGGAAAGAUGUGGUUGCUGAGAUUUGGGAAGAGGCACAAAGCUUUGUGUGAGUUGGGAGGGACUGAAAAUAGGGGUUAUAAAAUGUUAAUUUUAAUUGCAUACUGAUGCCUGGCAAACUGCCUCUAGGACCGAGACAGCGCUAGAUUUUACCUUUCUGUAAAAUGGAAACAUGAGGGCACCUGGAAAGCUUUGUUAAGGAGUUGAUCUCUGCUUUCCUUAACCGGACAGCAGGAUGUAAGCUGAAUAGGAAAACUUGAAGGAGAUUUCAGUGUAAUGGGCUUCCUCCAAAUGAAGUGCUCCUUUCUUAUUUUUAAUCAAAUAAUAAUUAGACAUAGAUCAGAAACUUUAAAAUGUAAACGUUGUACAUUUUCAACAUACUAUGAUGAUGAUUAUUCAGCUACACAUUCUGAGGGAAGAACAAUCCACAUUAAAAAUAAUCUUGUAAAAUUUGGGGAGGUAAAGGAGGUGAAAUAAUUGAUGGGGUUAGCUCCUGAAAUAAACAGAAUAUGGGCAUGCACAUGGUAAAGGGAAAGUGUGUGCAGUUCUCCUGCAUUGAAUCCUGUAUGCUCCUUUUUGGAUUUACAGAAAUGUGUCAAAUGUAAGUCUUUCAAAGCCAUUUAAAAAUAUUCACUUUAGUUCUCUGUGAAAAAGAGGAGGAAGACCGUCCUCUUGAUUGUAUUGUUUUAAAUUUUAAAAGUUUAUCAAAAUGCCAGUACUUAGGACCUAAAUUUAUCUAUGUCUUUCAUACCCUAAAAUGACAAUGGUCUUUGGAUUUGGUAUGCAUUUAUUCUGUUCACUAUCACAAAAUCAUCUAUAUUUAUAGAGGAAUAGAAGUUUAUAUAUAUAAAAUACCAUAUUUUUAAUUUCACAAAUAAAAAAAUCAAAGUUUUGUACAAAA